Messenger RNA from Dermochelys coriacea (leatherback sea turtle), 4693 nucleotides. It is a transcript of the gene SWAP70, whose product is annotated as switching B cell complex subunit SWAP70. NCBI's taxonomy places the organism in Eukaryota, Metazoa, Chordata, Testudines, Dermochelyidae. Gene Ontology annotation, cellular component: nucleus; cytoplasm. The record is from RefSeq and is a predicted model, not a curated record. The transcript has 12 exons. The coding region runs from base 159 to 2015 and encodes 618 amino acids.
GCUUUACGCAAGGGGUCAGGGAGAGGUGGAGCGGGGCGCGCACGACCCUCAGCCUGCAGCUGCCCAGGGCUCAGUCACUUCCUAUCGCCCCAGCGGGCGCAGCCCUGCCCCACGCCGCUGGGCCUGGUUGGCUGCCGGCGGCGGAGAGGGGUGGAGUGAUGCGAGCGGCAGCAGGGGACCGGGCGGCUGGAGCGCAGGGGCGGCUGGAGCUAGCGGCGCGUGCGGCUGGGGCGCAGCGGCCUGGGGGCAGGCUGGCCAUGGGGGGGCUGAAGGAGGAGCUGCUCAAGGCCAUCUGGCAUGCCUUCACCGCCCUGGACCUGGACCGGAGCGGCAAGGUCUCCAAGUCCCAGCUCAAGGUCCUUUCUCACAAUUUGUGCACAGUGCUAAAUGUUCCACAUGACCCAGUGGCCUUGGAAGAGCAUUUUCGGGACGAUGAUGAAGGACCAGUUUCCAAUCAGGGUUACAUGCCGUAUUUAAACAAAUUCAUCUUGGAAAAGGUUCAAGGGAACUUUGAUAAAGUUGAGUUCAAUAGGAUGUGCUGGACUCUCUGCUUCAAAAAGAACCUCACUAAAAGUCCUUUGUUUAUUAGUGAUGAAGAUGCCUUUAAAGUUUGGGUUAUUUUCAAUUUUUUAUCUGAGGACAAAUACCCAUUGGUCAUUGUACCUGAGGAGAUUGAAUACUUACUUAAAAAACUCACUGAAGCAAUGGGGGCAGGCUCGCAUCAAGAACAGUUUGAACAUAAUAAGAACAGCCUCGGUGCCAAUCAAGGUCUUUCUGCAUGGGAAUUGAUUGAGCUUAUUGGAAGUGGACAGUUUAGCAAAGGGAUGGACCGACAGACAGUAUCAAUGGCAGUUAAUGAAGUCUUUAAUGAGCUCAUAUUAGAUGUAUUGAAACAGGGUUAUAUGUUGAAAAAAGGUCACAGAAGGAAAAAUUGGACAGAACGUUGGUUUGUGCUAAAACCAAAUAUUAUUUCAUAUUACACGAGUGAAGAUUUAAAAGACAAAAAAGGAGACAUCGUGUUGGAUGAAAACUGUUUUGUAGAGUCCUUGCCUGACAAAGAUGGGAAGAAAUGCCUUUUUCUUAUCAAAUGCUUAGAUAAAAGCUUUGAGAUUAGUGCCUCUGAUAAAAAGAAGAAGCAGGAGUGGAUUCAAGCCAUUCAGACCACUGUAAGCCUGCUGAGGGUUGGCAGCCCUCCACCUCACAAAGAAGCACGCCAGAAACGGAAAGAAUUACGCCAGAAACUGCAAGCUGAGCAAGAGGAAUUGGAGCGACAGAUGAAAGAACUCCAAAUAGCCAAUGAGAACAAGCAGGAGGAAUUGGAGACAGUGAGAAAGCAACUGGAAGAAGCAGCUGCUCGAGCCGCAGUAGAAGAGAAGAAACGUCUUCAGACUCAAAUGGAACUGCAAGACCGAUUCAGUCUGGAACUAGCGAGAGAGAAAAUGGUAAGACAGGAAAUGGAAGAGCAGGUUGCUCAGAAAUCGUCUGAACUUAAACAGUAUUUGCAGAGAGUAAGUGAACUCGAAGAAAUGUAUAAAGAGCUACAGGAAGCCUUGGAGGAUGAGAAACAGGCACGUCAAGAUGAAGAGACCGUGAGGAAACUUCAAGCCAGGUUACUGGAGGAAGAGUCAGCAAAGAGAGCUGACCUGGAAAAAUGGCACUUGCAACAGCAGCAGACCAUUCUGAUGACAGAAGCAGAGAAGCAAGAGUUAGAGACCCAGAGGAUCAUAAAGGAACGUGCUCUUCAUGUUGCUAUGCAACAGUUGGAACAGCUUGAACUAGAAAGGAAGCAGGCACUUGAACAGUAUGAGGGAGUCAAAAAGAAGUUGGAACUUGCAGCUAACAAGACCAAGAGCUGGAAAGAUAAAGUAGCUCAUCAUGAAGGAUUAAUUCGAUUAAUAGAACCAGGGUCUAAGAAUCCUCACUUAAUUACUAACUGGGGACCAGCAGCCUUCACUCAAGCUGAACUUGAGCAAAGAGAAAAGAGCUGGAAAGGGAAAAAGGCCACUUCUGAGUAAUGAAGGCAGCUGAAAUCUCACUGAACAGCAAUAAAAUAUUUAAUCCUGCCAUUUUAUACUUCAGAUAUGGCUUACAGCUUGUAAUGAUUGAGUAUGUUCAAAGCAACACAUUCUGCAAAUGCUGUCUACAAAGGGAUCUUUUAUCAUAACAGUAUACCAGAGCUGUCAAGUCUGCAAUUUUCCCUCCAACACUUAACACUUCCAGAAACUGCUUUAUUUAUAUGGAAAACAUUAUCCAAUCUCUCAGUUGCAGAUUUUUAUUUAAAUAAUAAUUUUGUUCAUAGAAUACCUGUUAAAAAUUUUAUGACAUAACACUGUGACUGCAUUUGAUAGGUUAAGUACUGUUAUUUCCAGUGUUUCUAAAGUGAGGGAACUGCUUGCCUAUGUCUUUAUACAGGCAGUAUCAUUUAAAACAAGUGGGACCCAUAUUCUGCGAGCAACCCCACUUCUCUUCCCACUGCCAAUCAUAGUCUCCUUUUGCCCUUCAUUUCAUCUCCUCCACUGGACACGUAGGACAUGUCUACAAUUCAAUAGGCUCAGAUUCAAGCCUAACCCUCUACACACAAAUCAUGCUACCCCAGAGUCCCAACUUGAGUCAAGAUGGGACCCAGCCUUCAAACCCUAUUGCUUUACAGUGUAGAUGCAGUCCCACUGGACUUAUGCUUGAGGAAUCUGGCAAAAAUAUUCCUUGGGCCAGUCAAGUGUUCCCACGCUGCACCAUGAACAAAGGGCUAAAGCAAGCACCUGUUAGGAAGUUUGGGGUCUGGGUAGUUGGACUCUGCCUUGUAUCAUGAAGUAUCCAUGGUGGGACCCAGGUUUCAACAAUUUCUAGUAUGCACUCAAGCCCAAGACUUGGUAACUAAAUUUCUUCUAACCCUGAACUUAUAUUGCAGUGGAGACAUACCCUUACUUUCCUCUUUGUGGCUCUGUUACUGUACAAUAACUCCUGCUGAAGGCAGCUAGGCUGGGUUCUCUUUGCACUGAUGCAGCUGAGUCAGCACUGUAUGACCUGACAGCUCUCUAUGGACCACCACUGUAUACUUCAUAAAUCACAUUUUGAGAAGCACUGGUCUAACACAAUUGGGAAUAGCAGCACUCCAGGAUCAUAGCUGUAGUGCAGUCUCUAUGUGGAAAAGCAGCUGCUGUCCAGCUGUCCUAAAGCUUUUGUCUUCAGUUGAUGUAUUUUGGUUAAAGUCUUUUUAAAAGACCUCCACUCAUGAUUUAAAGACAUUCUAUUCUUCAAACAAAUCAUGGGCUUGAUUCAGAAAUUAGUGGAUGAGGUUCUUUGGCCUGCAUUAUACUAGAAGUCAGCCUAGCUGAUCAGAGUAGUCCCUUUAAGCCUUAAAAUCUGUAUCGUACAUACAGUCUCCAGCUGGAGGAGACAUACUCCCACCUGUGUACCUAUUAGCACUAACACGCCUACACUCAGGGCAGCUAGUCCCUCACACUGCUUGCAGCCACAUUCUGUUUUUAGUACACGGGGAGAGUAGUGCUCUGAGCUGGCAACAACAGCCCCAGCUUGAAGUGUAGCCACAAGAACUAUUAUGAAACAGGUGAGAUGCUAAAAACUGGUUAUGAACCAGGUUCCACCAAUCAAGGAAGCAGAAAAAAUUAAUUUGAUUUUUUGUUCUUUUAAUCCUAUAAUUGGAAUGAAAACUUAAUUAAUCCAGCAUUCCAAUGCCGCCCUCACCUAGUAUUAUUACCUUUAAAUAACAAAACAAAAACCUUUGUCACUGAACGCUAUAAAUCUAUCCCAUUAUACUAAAAACAUUCAAAAGAAUUCUAGCAUAGGAUGGGUCUUGCAGCAGGGAAAGCCAUUUGUUUCAAAGUAAUAUACUACAUGAUUUUGCUUUGUAGACAUUCCCCCACAGACGUCAGUCAAUGCCUGAGAAAUAUUUCUCCAAAUGCGCACUAUGCCCCAUACUGAAUAGCAGCUACCCAUGCAUAGGGCCUGCCAAUCAACUUUUGACUUACACCGCUAUGAAAUGUACAAUUCUCAACUUCUAAUUUUUAGUGCAACUAAAUGUUAACUUAUUGCAUAGUUAAAUAUGAAAAUGAAUGUUUUAGAUUGAUAACCAUAUAUUUGUGUACAGAACAGUAUUACUAAGUGAUUCGGUAAAAUAACAGAAGUAGAAACUGUACAAUGUUGAACAAAACCAUCCUUCAAAACUGGAACUCAUCUGUUUUUAUUUGCUGGAGACUCAAACACCGGGAGAUCUGAAAUCAGACACUUUUAUGGGUGGUUAUAUUUUUAUACUAAUUAAUUGAACUCGUUGUUUCAAUAAGUGGAGAUAAAGAUUUGAGUACUAGCACAUCCUAGAAUUUCAUAUUUGUAAUUACUGUAAAGUAAACUAAUAUUUCUUUUAGUUUGCUGCUAAACUACUACUCGGACUAUAGUUGUUUACAUAAGAAUGUGCUAAUACUAGCAUAGCUAUACAUUUUUAAACUGGUAAAGGAAGAGCUGGAACAGUAUAACUUACAAUCAUCUCCCCACCCUUUUUUUUUUUUUUUUUUGGCAUGAAGGUGUAUUAGGUGCUAAUUAAUUUUCUGCUGUCUUUUUUUUUUUUUUUAACUUGUCCAAAAUAUUUUAAGGAAAUACCAAAUGAUGCAGACUUUUUUACUGUUCUCUAGAAUUGGCUUUUUAAUAAAAUAAUGCAAAAAAGUUAUUUACCCUUCGA